AUGGCUGCUCUCCUCUCCCUUCACACCUUUUCCCAACUUCAAACCAACCUCUCUACUUCGAGGGUUACGGUAAAGCCCCGAGCUGCCCUCCAUGGAGCUCAGAGAAUGCGAGUCCCUUACGAGCUCAAGCAGGAACAGUCUCGUCUUUUCCACCAGCUCCCCUCUGGCCUCAACAUGGAGGUAAUUGUGCAGAAGGGAGUUGCAGAAAAAGAAUCAGAUGAGAAAAAGGAGAGAACAAGUGAAAACCCACCUCUUGUUUUUGUUCAUGGAAGCUACCAUGCUGCUUGGUGCUGGGCUGAGCACUGGAUGCCUUUCUUUUCAGCUUCUGGGUAUGAUUGUUAUGCGAUUAGCUUGUUGGGCCAGGGUGAAAGUGAUGCACCCAGUGCUUCUGUUGCUGGUACUCUCCAGACACAUGCAAGUGAUGUUGCUGAUUUCAUCUGCAAAAAACUCACGUUUCCACCAGUGUUGAUUGGCCACUCUUUUGGAGGUCUCAUCAUUCAGUACUAUAUUGCAAACGCUAAACCUUACCAAUUUUUAGACAUGAGAGAUUUUUUCCCUGAGCUUAUGGGGGCUGCACUUGUCUGCUCUGUACCUCCUUCGGGCAAUAGUGGCUUAGUGUGGCGCUAUCUCUUUUCCAAACCUAUUGCUGCUUUUAAGGUCACACGUAGCCUGGCAGCAAAAGGAUUUCAAACUUCUGUUCCUCUUUGUAAGGAGACAUUUUUUUCUGCAACAAUGGAGGAUUGCCUAGUUUUACGUUAUCAAGAGCUAAUGAAGAAAAGUUCAAGAAUGCCAUUAUUUGAUCUGCGGAAGCUCAAUGCAGCGCUUCCAGUUCCUUCAGUGCCAAAAUCGGCUAUUGAACUCCUUGUUUUGGGUGCAAAUGACGAUUUCAUCGUGGAUGCUGAAGGUCUCAAAGAAACAGGCCGGUUUUAUGGUGUCUCUCCGAUCUGUGUUGAAGCGGUUGCCCAUGACAUGAUGUUGGACUGUUUAUGGGAUAAGGGUGCAAAAGUUAUCCUAUCAUGGCUAAAAGAUUUGAAGAAAUAG
Prunus armeniaca (apricot) is the source of this 1041-nucleotide messenger RNA. The record is from the annotation of a GenBank genome assembly. NCBI's taxonomy places the organism in Eukaryota, Viridiplantae, Streptophyta, Magnoliopsida, Rosales, Rosaceae.